CGCCCCGAGCUUUGCGUCAGCAGCGGGCGGCUGCCCGGGUCCGGCGGAGCCGCGACGCUUCCAGGGAGGACGUCGGGGACGCGGCGGCCGGCCGGAGAGACAGCUGCAGCGGGGCUCGGCGAGUCCCGAGCCCGGCCUGCGUGGCUGUCACUCAGCAUCUCCCUUAGGCGUUUCUAUGCCCGCGCCCUCCCUGCUCCGAGGGGCGGGGCGGGCCGCUCCGGUACCCAGAGCCCGCGCGCCGCGCCCCUGCACCUGGGAGACCCCUCCGGGCCGUGCCCGCCAGAGCCAGCGAAUUUGGGGAAGGAGUGCAUGUAGGACCUGAGGGCCAGAGCCCUCAGACACGCUGCCCAGGCCGGCCGCGGCCCCGGGAACGCCCCGUGCGCGCUGGGAGGGAAGAUGAAGGAGAUCUGCAGGAUCUGUGCCCGGGAGCUGUGUGGAAACCAGCGGCGCUGGAUCUUCCAUACGGCGUCCAAACUCAACCUCCAGGUCCUGCUCUCGCACGUCCUGGGCAAGGAUAUAUCCCGCGAUGGCAAGGGCGAGUUUGCUUGCAGCAAGUGUGCGUUCAUGCUGGACCGGAUCUAUCGGUUCGACACCGUUAUCGCCCGCAUCGAAGCCCUUUCGAUCGAGCGCCUGCAGAAGCUGCUGCUCGAGAAGGACCGCCUCAAGUUCUGCAUCGCGAGCAUGUAUCGGAAGAACAACGAGGUCGCUGUCCCGGAGCCCAAGGCGGGCAACGGGACGGUUGACAUUUCCGGCUUGCCCGAUGUCCGAUACUCUGCCCUGCUCCAGGAAGACUUUGCAUACUCCGGGUUCGAGUGUUGGGUCGAAAAUGAGGACCAGGUCCCGGAGUUGCACAGCUGCCACGCUUCGGAGGGCCCUGGCAGCCGACCCAGGAGAUGCCGCGGUUGUGCGGCUCUGCGGGUGGCCGACUCGGACUACGAAGCCAUUUGCAAGGUGCCUCGAAAGGUGGCCAGGAGCAUUUCCUGCGCGCCCUCGAGCAGGUGGUCCACCAGCAUCUGCACGGAGGAGCCGGCCUUGUCCGAAGUCGGGCCCGCAGACCUCCCUGGCACCAAAGCCCCCCCGGAUGGAGAGAGCAUGGAGGAGGGCACGCCGGGGUCCUCGGUGGAGUCUCUGGACGCGAGUGUCCAGGCUAGCCCCCCGCAGCCAAAGGAUGAGGACCCCGAGAGGAGUGCGAGGGAGUGUGCCAGGUGCGACUGCUAUGCGGACGAACAGGCCCCGCAGCACACGUGUAACCACAAGCUGGAGCUGGCGCUGAGUGUGAUUAAGGGGCUCGACUAUAAGCCAGUCCAGAGCCCCAGAGGCAGCAGACUGCCCAUCCCCGUGAAGUCCAGCGCGGCGAGAGCCAGGCCCGGCCAGGCCGUGACAGACGCGGUUAGUCCCGGGCUCCUGCACAGGUCUCUGAGGUCCCUGGACAAGGCACCCGCGAGUUUUCCCUUGGAAAUUUCAGACCUGCAGGAGCUAUGGGACGAUCUCUGUGAAGAUUACUUGCCACUUCGCUUCCAGCCCAUGGCUGAAGAUUUAUUCAAGCAACAAAGACUGACUGAAAAUGAGACUAACACAACACAAAAAUCUGUGUCUGAUUCCCACUUGGCAGAACUCCAGGAAAAGAUCCAGCAAACAGAAGUCACCAACAAGGUCCUUCAGGAGAAACUGAACGAAAUGAGCUGCAAACUGAAAUCUGCUCAGGAGUCAUCUCAGAAGCAAGAUGGUACAAUCCAAAGCCUCAAGGAAACUCUCAAGAGCAGGGAAAGUGAGACCGAGGAGUUGUACCAGGUGAUUGAAGGUCAGAAUGACACCAUGGCAAAACUCCGAGAAAUGCUGCACCAGAGCCAGCUUGGACAACUUCAUAGCCUGGAGCCUGCUCCCCCAGCGCAGCAGCAGGUCGCCCUGCUCGGUCUUCAGAGUGCUCUGUUCUGCAGCCAGCUUGAGACCCAGAAGCUCCAGAGGGUGGUGCGACAGAGAGAGCGGCAGCUGGCUGAUGCCAAACGAUGUGUGCAGUUUAUCGAAGCUGCGGCCCAGGAGCGAGAGCAGCAGAAAGAGGCUUCUUGGAAACACAAUAAGGAAUUGCGAAAAGCCUUACAACAGUUACAAGGAGAAUUACAGAAUAAGAACCAAAAGCUUCGUGCCCUGGAGGCUGAAAAAGACAAUGAGAUUCGAGCCCAGGAGCAGAAUAUCCAGCGUCUAAACCAUAGUCUGAAUCACAAAGAACAGCUGCUCCAGGAACUUCGGGAGCUACUGCAAUAUCGGGAUAACCCAGAUCCAACCUUUGAAGCAAAUGAAAUGUUGCUUGAGAAACUUCGGCAACGAAUACAAGAUAGAGAUACUGCUCUAGAGCGAGCUAUAGAUGAAAAGUUUACCGCCCUAGAAGAAAAAGAAAAAGAACUGCGUCAGCUGCAGCUGGCUGUGAGAGAGCGAGACUAUGACCUGGAGAGAUUGCGCCUUGUCCUCUCCUCCAAUGAGGCGACCAUGCAGAGUAUGGAGAAUCUCCUGAGGGCGAAAGGCCUAGAAGUGGAGCAGUUGUCUACCACCAGUCAGAACCUCCAGUGGCUCAAAGAAGAAAUGGAAACCAAAUUUAGCCACUGGCAGAAGGAACAAGAAAGUAUCAUUCAGCAGUUACAGACCUCUCUGCACGACAGGAACAAAGAAGUGGAGGACCUUAGUGCAACGCUGCUCUGCAAACUUGGACCAGGUCAAACCGAGAUUGCCGAGGAGCUGUGUCAGCGUCUGCAGCAGAAAGAGAGGAUGCUUCAGGACCUCCUGAGUGACCGCAACCAGCAGGCCGCAGAGCACGGGCUGGAGAUGCAGAGCCUCCUGCAGUCUCUGAGUGCCAGGGAGCAGGAGAGCCAAGUAGCAUCCGAGAAGAUGGUACAAGCCCUGAUUGAAAGAAAUUCAGAAUUACAAGCCUUGCGCCAAUAUUUAGGAGGGAAAAACAUCCUGACUUCCCAGGCACUCAUGUCUAACCAGUUAGUUGAAGUUACCUCCAGCUGCCCCCUGCUUGGAGAGCAGACUGAUCAAGGUUCCAUGCAUAUACCCUCCAGAGACGAUAGUACUUCGCUGACUGCCAAAGUGGAUACCAGCAUGCCCAGAUCCUCACUAGGAGACUCGGACAUGGUUGCUGAGCUAGAAAAAGAACUGAGUAAUGCCAAAGAGGAACUGGACCUCAUGGCGAAAAAAGAAAGAGAAAGUCGGAUGGAACUUUCUGCUCUGCAGUCUGUGGUGGCUGUGCAGGAGGAAGAGCUGCAGGUGCAGGCCGCUGAUCUGGAGUCCCUGACCAGGAACAUGCAGAUUAAGGAGGACCUCAUCAAGGACCUGCAGAUGCAACUUGUUGAUCCAGAAGAUAUACCAGCUAUGGAACGCCUGACCCAAGAAGUCUUACUUCUUCGGGAAAAAGUUGCUUCAGUAGAAUCACAGGGUCAAGAAACUUCAGGAAACCGAAGACAACAAUUAUUGCUGAUGCUAGAAGGACUGGUCGAUGAGCGGAGCCGGCUCAACGAGGCCCUGCAAGCAGAAAGGCAGCUCUACAGCAGUCUCGUGAAGUUCCAUGCUCACCCUGAGAGCUCGGAGAGAGACCGCACUCUGCAGCUGGAGCUGGAAGGGGCGCAGGUGUUACGCACUCGGCUCGAAGAAGUCCUUGGAAGAAGCCUGGAGCGCUUGAGCAGGCUGGAGACACUGGCUGCCAUUGGAGGUGCAGCUGCAGGCGACGACACUGAAGAUGCAAGCACUGAGUUCACUGACAGUAUUGAGGAGGAGGCUGUACACAAUAGCCACCAGCAACUCAUCAAGGUGGCUUUGGAGAAAAGCCUGGCAGCUGUGGAGACCCAGAAUGUCUCCCUCCUUCCUCCUUCCUCUGCAGAAGGGGACUAUAACAGGGGUCUUCAGGAGGAAAUGCUCCACCUGAGGGCUGAGAUGCACCAGCACUUAGAGGAGAAGAGGAAAGCUGAGGGGGAGCUAAAGGAGCUAAAGGCUCAACUCGAGGAAGCAGGAUUCUCCUCUGUGGCCCACAUCAGGAACACUCUGCUGAGCCUUUGCCUUGAGAAUGCAGAGCUGAAAGAGCAGAUGGGAGAAGCAAUGUCUGACGGAUGGGAGAUUGAGGAAGACAAGGAGAAGGGCGAGGUGACAGUGGAUACUGUGGUAGCCAAAGGGAAUCUGAGUGAGAAUCAACUCCAAGCAGAGUUCAGAAAGCUCCAGGGAAAACUGAAAAAUGCUCACAACAUCAUCAACCUCCUCAAAGAACAACUGGUGCUGAAUGGCAAGGAAGGGAAUAGUACACUUACACCGGAGCUCCUGGUGCGUCUGGCAAAGGAGAUCGACAGAAUGAACACUGAGCUGAUUGGCUCUCCUGGGAGAUCCCAGUGCCAAGAAGAAGAGGAUGUGACUAUGAGGCCCUGCCCACGACCCCAGAGCCUUGACCUGGGGGCCGCCCUCACUGUGGAUGUCCAACCGGACCACCAGCCUCAGGCCUGUGAUCCUAGGUCCCAGGCAGAAUUGAGCCUUUCAGGAUCCACCAAGCACUUGCGCGCGCAGCUCACACAGUGCAGACAGCGCUAUCAGGACCUCCAGGAGAAGCUGCUGAUAUCAGAAGCCACUGUCUUCGCCCAGGCCAACCAGCUGGAGAAAUACAGAGCUAUGUUUACAGGUGAGCCACUGGUGAAGCAGGACAGCAAGCAGAUCCAGGUGGACCUCCAGGACCUGGGCUACGAGACAUGUGGCCGCAGUGAGAAUGAGGCUGAGCGGGAGGAGACCACCAGUCCCGAAUGUGAAGAGCACAACAGCUUCAGGGAAUCCAUCCUAAGAGAAGGGCUGUGCUCAGCCCCUGGGAAGAAGCCCUCAAUGAGCCAGCUGUGGAUGCAGGAGGACUUCCAGUCAUAUGGAAAGUCAGAAGACAUCUCUGUCCUGCAUAAGGACAUCAGAGAUCUGAAGGCCCAACUGCAGAAUGCCCACAAGGUCAUUCAGAACCUCAAGAGUCGGGUCCGGUCCCUCUCUGUGACAAGUGAUUAUUCCUCCAGUCUGGAGAGACCUCGAAAGCUGAAGGCCCCAAAAGCUGGAGGCCUUGAGGGAUCGUCACCACAGAGUGCCACAGAUGAAGAUGAAGGAUGGCUGUCCGAUGGCACUGGGGCUUUCUACCCACCUGCACUUCAGGCACAGAAGGACCUGGACAGUCUGAUCCAGAGAGUGUCCCAGCUGGAGGCCCAGCUCCCCAGAACUGGUCUGGAGGGGAAAUUAAAUGAGGAGCUGAGAUCAGCCCCGUGGCCUGGAAAAUAUGAUUCCUUGAUUCAGGACCAGGCCCGAGAACUAUCAUACCUACGUCAGAGAAUAAGAGAAGGGAGAGGUAUCUGUUAUCUUCUCACUCAGCAUGCCAAAGAUGCAGUGAAAUCUUUUGAGGACCUCCUGAGGAGCAAUGAUAUUGACUACUACCUGGGGCAGAGCUUCCGAGAGCAGCUUGCCCAGGGAGGUCAGCUGACGGAGCGGCUCACCAGCAAGCUCAGCACCAAGGAUCACAAAAAUGAGAAAAAUCAAGCUGGACUUGAACCCCUGGCUCUCAGACUCAGCAGGGAACUCCAGGAAAAGGAGAAAGUGAUUGAAGUCCUGCAGGCCAAGCUGGAUGCCCGCUCCCUCACACCCUCCAGCAGCCGCGCCCUGUCCGACUCCCACCGCACCCCCAGCAGUUCCUCCUUCCUGUCUGAUGAGCUGGAAGCCUGCUCUGACAUGGAAAUAGCCAGCGAGUACACACCCUAUGAGGAGAAGAAAGUUUCACCUGGGCCUUCAGAUUCCAUCCAUCAUUCGACUCAUUCUGCCGUACUGUCUCCUAAACCAUCAGCAACCAGUGCACCUCAGGGGCUUAAAGCCGAACCCAGCUGCAAUCCAAUCAACUGUCCAGCUCCCCAGAGCCCCCCCAAGGAGGCCAUGCAGGCCCAUCCAGGCCUUCAUUUCCCCUCUAUACCCAGGCUGGUUAGCCCCGCUCAGGCGCCACUGCCCUCAGCUCCACACAGCUUCCCACCUUUCAGCUCCACUGGCCCUCCGGUCCUUGGCUGCUGUGAGACACCCGUAGUCUCCUUGGCAGAGGCUCAGCAGGAGCUGCAGAUGCUGCAGAAGCAGUUGGGAGAAAGUGUUAGCUCCAUCAACCCUGCUUCCCCGGCAACACUGUUGAGCAACCAUUCAGAAGCCAACUCCUCCCACUACCACAACCCUGCCCAGCCCCACUCUCUGAGGGGUGCCAUAGAACUGGGCAGGAUCCUGGAGCCCGGGUACACCAGCAGCAGUGGCCAGUGGGAUCUGAUGAUGCCUCAGAAAGGGAGUGUAUCUGGCGAUCUCUUCUCGGGCUCAUCUGUGUACCAACUUAACUCCAAACCCACAGGGGCUGAUCUGCUGGAAGAGCACCUUGGAGAGAUCCGAAACCUCCGCCAGCGCCUGGAGGAGUCCAUUUGCAUCAAUGACCGUCUGCGGGAGCAGCUGGAGCACCGGCUCAGUUCCACUGCGCAGGAUCUUGGAUCCACCUCUCACUUCUACAGUCAGGGCCUGGAGUCCACACCCCAGCUCUAUGACGAGAACAGAGUCCUCAGGGAGGAAAACCGGAGCCUUCAGGCGCAGCUGAGUCACGUCUCCAGAGAGCACUCCCAGGAGACACAGUGCCUGCGGGAGGCCCUGCUCUCCUCGCGCUCCCGCCUUCAGGAACUGCAGAGGGAGCUGAGUCACCACAGGAUGGAAGAGCAGCAGCUCCUGGGGGACCUGAAGGAGAAGCAGCAGGAGAUCCUGCACUUCCAGGAGGAGCGACUGUGCCUUCAGGAGAAGGACUCCAGGAUGCAACAAAAACUGGCCCUCCUGCAGCAACAGUGUGAAGAGAAACAGCAACUGUUCCAGUCCCUGCAGUCAGAACUGCAGAUCUAUGAGGCUCUCUAUGGGGAUCCCAGGAAGGGGCUGAACGUGCAUGCCUGGGAUGCCUGUCGCCAGGUCCCUCUGAGCAGAGACCUGAGCCACCUUGUGGCAGAAAUCCGAGACUUGAGGGGACAGCUGGAGCAGAGCAUUCAGGCUAACAAUGGCCUGCGACUGCAGCUUCAGCAACAGCUGGAUGGAGAUGCAGGCCAGGAGAGGCCUUCCUCUCGGCAGCCCUUCCCAGACAGUGCCGGCCCUGCGGCCCCGCUCUUCCCAGAUUCGGCUGCUUCCCCGCCAGUUCGGGACAUCGGCAUGAGUUCUUCUGGUCUGGUCUUUCCUGGCAUGCCUUCCUCUGGACCACCUUCAGGGUCAGCUGUCACAAAUGACUUGAGUUUGGAUGAAUCACCUAAGCUGGAGGGACAUGCUGUGGAUGGCUCCUUUGCCAAUAAGCAUGGCCGCCACGUCAUUGGCCACAUUGAUGACUAUAGCGCCCUCCGACAGCAGAUUGGGGAGAGCAGACUGCUGGUCACCAAGAUGGCAUCUCUCGUGAGAUCAGCAUGCAACUCUCCUGGCCUGGAAGCGCAGGGCACAGAGGUGCCUGGGGGUGAAGGUGUCCAGGAGCUCCGCAGAAGCGCCAGUGCCCUGCACCGCUCGCUGGAGGAGUCUGCGUCCCUCCUCACCAUGUUCUGGAGAGCUGCUCUGCCGAGCCCCGCGGGCCACAGCCCAGCUGCCAAGGCGGGAGAGUCCGUGAACAGGGAACUUCUGGAACUGAGAACCAAACUAUCUAAACAGGAGACUCUGCUUCAGAGUACAGUGGAGCGUCUGAAGACAGCUAAUCAGCAGAAGGAGAGUAUGGAGAAGUUCAUCUUCAGCCAGUGUAGUGACCAGGACACAUGAUGUUUUGAAGAAGGCAAGGACUAAUUUGGAGGAGAAAUCCUUAAGGGCUCUUCCAGGCACUCCAGUCUUGUGACCCUUGCCUUCCAGGAGCCAUGCACGAAGCAAAGUCCUCAGUGGUCCCCCAAACAACUAGAAAGAUGGGCCUUCUCCCCUUCUGUGCAGCUCCCUGUCUGCUAAGGAGAUCUGGACUCUGCAGCAAAUACAACCAGAGUCUAGGAGGAGUCAGAGGUGUGUCUUGGUGGAAUGGUGGAAAGGCCGAGAGUCUCCUUUCCUGCAUUGACGAAAUACGAUAAUCCAAGGUCUACUUGGCCGAGCACAAAGAAAAACAAGUAGUUUGUUUUUUUAGAGGACUUUGUGACACUGCUUACUAGCAUCCCAGUGGCCUGACAACUAACUGUAGCUUGACUGUAUCUUCAGCACCUGCCUUCAAGUGGUCAGCUCAGGGAAAAUCAGACUUUGCUUCCUAGGACUUGGCACAUGACCCAACAUGUGCUCCCAAUAUGAAACACUCAACAGGAGUCUCUUGCUUCUGAAAGAAAUGACAAUUCUGCCAUGCCAGCACAGCUCACAGAUCUGCACCCACCUGGGGUGGCUUGGCUGCUCACGCCAGGCUGGCCCCCAUCUCUACCACUGCUCUCGAGGCUGUAGAGUACACAUGGAGAAAGUGUGCUGUCCUGAUGCUAUCUCCUACUUUGUCACUCACCUCCUAUUUCAAUCUUCUAUGGUAUCAAAGGGCAUUGAGCUCCAUUGUAAACAUGAUCCUUUUGUCAUCCUAACUUCCUUCUGGGAAACUGUGGACUAAUGGUCAGACGAGCCCAUUGAAAGUCUGUGUGAAACAAACCAGUGUUUAUAUUUACAUGGCUUGGUAGUGCUCAAGCCCAGCCAGUUUUCAAUGCACUGCAGAUUGUGUGUGUGUAUACAUGUAUGAUCAAUAUUUAUUUCUAUGACUGCAGUAUUAUGUGGAAGGCCAGCAAAACUGGUCCAAAGGAUCAAGGACAGGAAAUAAAACUACCCCACUGUUGGCUGUGGAAACAAAAGUGUAUAGAGAAUAAAAAAUGUCUUCACCUAUUUUGGUUUUGAAUUUCUGUACUAGUCGCUAGGCUGAGAGUAUAAGAAAGAAAGAUAAACUAUUACUAAAAAGUUCAAAGUCUAGUAUUUGAGUUCUACAUGGAAAAAGAUGAAUUUUUCUUUCCUCCCCUCAUUUUAUAGAAUACUCUCUAUAAAAAUUUAAGGGUGUAAAUAUUAAAAUUGAGAAUUAGUUGUGGGGGCUAUAGAAGUAACUUCUAGAGUUGAUCCCAAGAGAUUGAGUUGUUGUAGAUUUUAGAUUCUGUACUAUUUAGCAAUACCAUGUGAUUCUCAUGUACUUGAGCUAUAGACCACAGUCUAAGUUAACAUGAUUCUGUUAAAUUGAAUGAAAACUAAAGCAUUUUAAUUAAUAUUUAAAAAUUGCCAUAUAUAUAAACAAAUAUAGAUGUAAACUGUCUUUUGAAAUGGAUGUUAGUUAUGCCCUUUACCUUUUAGAAUGGAAAGAAAGCUGUCACUCUACAUUACUUCCUAUAAAAAUUUAGGCCACAAGGCAUAGUACUGGGUUCUAUAACUGCUCUCCUUAUGGUCCCAAGUUCUGCCACGAAUGAUUCUGAGUAAAAAGAGAGAUGUAAGCCCUAAUUACUCUCAGGUGUGGCCCAGAAAUAAAAACAAUGCCAAGUUGACAAGAUGAGACCACAGACAGAUAGAGAUACUAGGACAUGGAUAUUUCGCUUUGCCUCUGACUUAUCAGCCUCACUUCUGGAGUUUCACUGAUUAUGGGAAUCGACAAUUGGAACAUGUAGUAUUGAAAUAUAUAUAAUAGAAAGAUAAAAUUUAACAUUAAGUUAAAAAUUGUUCUCCCCCAUGUUAAAUCUAAUGGCAAGUAAUGUUAGUAAUAUUCUACCCAAAAUUUUUGUGUUUCAUAUUUUCAGAUGGAAAUAAGGGACUAAAUGAGAUGAGGUGGUAUUUUUUUCUUUUGGGGUCACACCUGACAAUGCACAGGGGUUACUCCUGGUUUUGCAUUCAGGAAUUACUCCUGGCGGUGCUCAGGGGACCAUAUGGGAUGCUGGGAAUUGAACCCAGAUUGGCUGCAUGCAAGGCAAACGCCCUACCUGCUGUGUUAUUGCUCCAGCCCCUGAAGUGGUAUUUAUGUUUUCUUUUUGGUUCACACCUGGCAAUGCUCAGGGGUUACUCCUGGCUCUGCACUCAGGAAUUACUCCUGGCGGUGCUCAGGGGACCAUAUGGGAUGCUGGGAAUCAAACACGGGUUGGCCAUGUGCAAGGCAAAUGCCCUGCCCGCUGUGCUAUUGCUCUAGUCCCCUGAAGUGGUAUUUUUUUAAAGAUAAUUUAUAUAACAUCUUUCACAGUUCACAGUUUGCUUUCUUUUUGCCUGCUUCCAUAGUCCUUAGCCUUGGUUUAAAUAUACAUGUUGAAUAAAAUAACAUCAAUGCAAAAUUAUUGUGAAAUAUCAA
Molecule: messenger RNA, 10282 nt
Organism: Sorex araneus (European shrew)
Lineage: Eukaryota; Metazoa; Chordata; Mammalia; Eulipotyphla; Soricidae
Gene: PDE4DIPP2
Product: myomegalin
Exons: 40
Coding region: 397-7785 (2462 amino acids)
Cellular component (GO): nucleus; microtubule organizing center
Molecular function (GO): zinc ion binding
Source: RefSeq, a predicted model, not a curated record